Molecule: messenger RNA, 270 nt
Organism: Caenorhabditis briggsae
Lineage: Eukaryota; Metazoa; Nematoda; Chromadorea; Rhabditida; Rhabditidae
Exons: 2
Coding region: 1-270 (89 amino acids)
Source: RefSeq, a predicted model, not a curated record
AUGAUGAUAAGUAUUCGGAAAGCUGGAAAAUUGCAAAGUGUGAAAAAAAGUAAUCCGGAGAGAUAUGUUUUGUAUCAGACACUGUUUUUGGUUCUUGUCAGAUUGCUUUUCACCAGUAUGACAAUCGUCGACAUUUGCAUAACUCAUUUUGUGAUUCAAGCUUCGUAUCUCAGCUGCAACAGAAAACACGUGGAAUCUAUUUUUACAAUUUGCGGAUUCCGGAAAAGCAAUCCAGUGAGAGAUGCGACAACUACAGAGACGCCUUCUUGA